Cataglyphis hispanica is the source of this 1478-nucleotide messenger RNA. Its product is annotated as fumarylacetoacetate hydrolase domain-containing protein 2-like. The transcript has 7 exons. NCBI's taxonomy places the organism in Eukaryota, Metazoa, Arthropoda, Insecta, Hymenoptera, Formicidae. The record is from RefSeq and is a predicted model, not a curated record. Gene Ontology annotation, molecular function: hydro-lyase activity. Bases 138 to 1166 code for a protein of 342 amino acids.
AGAGCUCACGAAUCUUUUAGUCGCGAUUUGUCCUUCACAGAGUGUGUAUGUGUGUCAUUGUGAGGUAAUAGUCACUUCUUUUUUUUUAUCAGCUAUCAGGCGAGCAUAUUUUUUCACUCGACGGAUAACGAUAUAAGAUGCCGUAUCGUGGAAAGUUGCGACUGCUCGGGAGAGCAUAUCUGGCCUUCGGAAAGAGCGAGGGUAAUCCGAAUCUCGCUGUCGUCGCGAGCAGAAAUCUGUCUACGAGCCGCGCGCUCGAUAUGAGGUUCGUUCAAUUCACAAACAAGGGCGGUGGCCCUCAACAUCUCGGGGUCCAGCUGAAACAAGGAGGCGACAUCAUCGCCGUGUCGGCGGUCGAUUCGCGGAUCCCGAAUACGCUGAGAAAGUUUCUCGAAGGCGGCGAUGAUCUUCUCAAAAAAGCUAAAAGGGAAGACGAUAUCGACCUAAGGAAGGCAGUAGAGAGAAUAGUCGCUGAGGGACGGAGCAUUAUACCCGAGAACGACGUCAACUUUCUGGCGCCAAUCACACGUAUGGAUAAACUCGCCUGCAUCGGUCUCAAUUAUAGCGGUCAUUGUGAAGAGCAAGGUUUACCGAUUCCAGAGAGUCCGGUAGUCUUUAGCAAAUUUCCCAGCAACAUCAUCGGACCGCGCGACAACAUCCUACUACCGCAAAUCUCAGAUAAAGUCGAUUGGGAGGCCGAGCUGGCGAUAGUGAUCGGCAAGAAAUGCAAAAGCCUCAGCAAUAAUGAUGUUGAGGAUUAUAUAUUCGGUUAUACGGUAGCCCAGGAUGUGACGGCGCGCGAUUGGCAGAAAUCAAAGCGAAACGGCGGUCAAUUUCUGCUCGGCAAAGCGAUGGACACGUUCUGUCCGCUUGGUCCGGCAGUCGUCACUAAAGAAGCGAUAUGCGACAUCAAUAAUCUAUCCGUGAGGACAUGGGUGAAUGGCAAAUUAAAGCAGGAUGGCAACACCAACGAACUUAUCUUCAAACCGCACGAAAUAGUCGUUUAUCUUUCACAAUUUAUGACAUUGUUACCAGGCGAUGUGAUUCUUACCGGUACACCUGCUGGUGUGGGAUUCACGCGCAAACCACCAGAAUUUUUACAGCGUGGCGACGUAUUGGAAACUGAAAUCGAGAGUCUGGGACGUCUGAGAAACAAAGUAAUUUGAAAUAAUAAACCGAGAGUAUGCCUUUGGAAAGCGUUAUCAGAACUUUUUCACAAGACUAGACGUUUCUUCGGGUAUCGACAUCCGCGAUGACGUUGAAUCAUCCCCAAAACUGUGUCUGAUUUGGAUACAGGAAUACGUACUCGAAGAACAUCGAUGAUUUUAACGCGAUUGUAAAUGUUUAUGCCAGAGGUAACAGCAUCACCAUUCUUCGCUCAGGGCACAGACACGCCUAACAACAUUGAUAACACAACGCUAAUUUUCUAUGUGUCACGUAUUUUACGUACUUAUAUAAUUAAAAUCAGAUUAUUUCUA